Messenger RNA from Drosophila biarmipes, 489 nucleotides. RefSeq lists its product as uncharacterized. Gene Ontology annotation, molecular function: nucleic acid binding. NCBI's taxonomy places the organism in Eukaryota, Metazoa, Arthropoda, Insecta, Diptera, Drosophilidae. The record is from RefSeq and is a predicted model, not a curated record. The transcript is spliced from 3 exons. Bases 49 to 489 code for a protein of 146 amino acids.
GGUAUAUCGCUUGUCUCGUGCCAUGAAAUUUUUUUAAACGUUUUGGGCAUGAGUCGUGUGUCAGCGAAGUUUGUUCCAAAAUUGCUGAAUUUUGACCAAAAGAACCGUCGCAUGAGCAUCGCUCAAGAGCUGUUGGAUGACGUCAACGACGACCCAGAUUUACUCAAAAGGGUCAUAACUGGUGACGAAUCAUGGGUAUAUGGUUAUGAUAUCGAAACCAAAGCCCAAUCGUCACAAUGGAAGAGCCCAGGUGAGCCAAGACCGAAAAAAGCACGCCAAGUUCGAUCAAAUGUCAAAGUUUUGAUCACUGUAUUCUUCGAUUACCAUGGCGUGGUGCAUCAGGAGUUCUUACCAUAUGGUCGUACGGUCAAUAAACAGUAUUAUCUGGAAGUUAUGCGCCGUUUGCGAAAAGCAAUUCGAAAAAAACGUCCAGAAUUUGUGAUGUGGGAAGUAAAAGCUCUGCUGUUUCUCAAUGUCUUCUGGCGAUAG